Messenger RNA from Penicillium angulare, 1062 nucleotides. Its product is annotated as zinc-dependent alcohol dehydrogenase family protein. Lineage: Eukaryota; Fungi; Ascomycota; Eurotiomycetes; Eurotiales; Aspergillaceae. The transcript is spliced from 3 exons. Gene Ontology annotation, molecular function: oxidoreductase activity. The record is from RefSeq and is a predicted model, not a curated record. The coding region runs from base 1 to 1062 and encodes 353 amino acids.
AUGAGGGUUCAAAAAUGGAUUUCCCCUCUUCGGGGGCUUGAGAGUCUUAGUCAGGUAACGGGCCCACUGCCCACUCCAGGCCGAGGAGAGGUGUUCGUCAAGAUCAAUGCGGUGGCCCUGAAUUAUCGGGAUGUUGAAGUGGUCAAGGGUGAAUAUAAACACCACAAAACCGCCGAACAGAAUGCUACGAUUGUACCAUGUUCGGAUAUGUGCGGUACGAUCUUGAGCGUUGGACCAGAAGUCUCUCAAUGGACUGAAGGAGACCGAGUUUUGUCCACUUUUGUGCCCGAACACUACACUGGACAGGUAACAGAAAAAGCACUUGCUGGUAGUCUUGGGUUGCCAGUGGAUGGUGUCCUUGCCACUCACCGCAUUUUUCCAGCACACGCCUUGGUCGCUGCUCCAGCAUACAUGUCGGAUGAGGAAGCAUGCACGUUACCUAUUGCAGCGCUCACGGCCUGGAUGUCUAUAAAUGGGGCGCGGCCUAUGGGACAAGCUGGAGGGAAGCAUGAGUACAUCUUGGUCCAAGGUACUGGGGGUGUGGCAAUUGCGGGGUUGCAGAUCGCAAAGGCUGCGGGGGCUAAAGUAAUCAUCACCUCCUCGUCUGAUGCCAAGCUGAUACAGGCUAAGCAACUUGGCGCCGAUUGUACAAUCAAUUAUCGAACAACGCCGAACUGGGAAGACGAAGUGAUGCAAUUUACACAGGGUAAUGGGGCCGAUAUUAUCCUCGAAACUGGCGGGGCGCAGACACUGAGAAAGAGUUUUGACUGCAUUGCAUGGGGUGGAUUAAUCAAUUGUAUUGGUUAUGUGUCUGGUAAAGUAGAUGCGACCGAGGAUCGAUUAAACGUGAACCUCCUGGCUUUACGACGCACGGUGACUUUAAAGGGUAUUUUGAAUGGCCCAAAGGAUCGAUUCAAAGAGAUGCUUCAGUUUUAUGGAGCACAUCAAAUCCACCCAGUGGUGAAUCAGGUCUUUUCCUUUGCAGAGGCCAAGAAAGCAUUCGAGUUUUUAGAGAGCGGUAGUCACUUUGGGAAAGUGAUAAUUCAAAUUCAUUCUCAAUAA